Messenger RNA from Gigantopelta aegis, 5813 nucleotides. Its product is annotated as ras-related protein Rab-14. NCBI's taxonomy places the organism in Eukaryota, Metazoa, Mollusca, Gastropoda, Neomphalida, Peltospiridae. The record is from RefSeq and is a predicted model, not a curated record. Gene Ontology annotation, biological process: defense response to bacterium; Golgi to endosome transport; endocytic recycling. Bases 289 to 933 code for a protein of 214 amino acids. Gene Ontology annotation, cellular component: phagocytic vesicle; Golgi apparatus; recycling endosome. Gene Ontology annotation, molecular function: GTP binding; GTPase activity. The transcript is spliced from 9 exons.
GAGGGCGCUCUGUAUAGCUACGUAAUCGCCAUCUUUGGUGUUAUGAGUCUGAGUAAAUCUGGAAAAUAACAUAAUUAACACGUUGGCAUACGGUAAUCGGAAGGAAGUGUUAUUGAUAAUAUAACCCUUGUGUAUUUAAGUUUAUAUAUUAACUAACUUGAAUAGCAAAGAAACAACGAGCAUUUUAGAUCUGAUCUACUUCCUGACUUCAGGAAAGUAGGAAGUGGCAAUCACUUUUUCUGGCACUUGCCAACCAAAUUAAUUUUUAUAUUAAAGCAGUAAAAGAAAAUGGCAGCGGGCCCGUACAACUACAGUUAUAUAUUUAAAUAUAUAAUAAUCGGAGAUAUGGGAGUUGGGAAGUCAUGUCUCUUGCACCAGUUUACAGAAAAAAAAUUUAUGGCAGAUUGCCCACACACAAUAGGUGUUGAAUUUGGAACAAGAAUUAUUGAAGUGGCCGGUCAAAAGAUAAAGCUCCAGAUUUGGGACACAGCUGGUCAAGAGAGGUUUCGAGCUGUAACAAGGAGUUACUACCGAGGUGCAGCUGGGGCACUCAUGGUUUAUGACAUUACAAGGAGAAGUACAUAUAAUCAUUUAAGCAGUUGGUUGACUGAUGCCCGGAACCUGACCAACCCCAAUACUGUCAUAUUCUUGAUUGGAAACAAAUGUGAUUUAGAAGCUCAGAGAGAUGUCACAUAUGAAGAAGCCAAACAGUUUGCAGAAGAAAAUGGUUUAAUGUUUCUUGAAUGCAGUGCCAAGACUGGAGAAAAUGUGGAGGAUGCUUUUCUAGACACGGCCAAGAAAAUAUAUCAGAAUAUACAAGAUGGCAGCUUGGAUCUAAACGCAGCUGAAUCGGGUGUCCAGCACAAACCAGCCACACCGAGGAAUGCACUCAACACGGACCAGACUCCGAACAAAGAAGGUUGUGCGUGUUAGCAGUAGGUUCUCCGAGGUUUUGCGAGACAUGGGUCUGCCUUUCACUCUGUCAUUCCAAGGGAAUACGGUUGCUAGACUGGCAAGUGUAUGCCGUGCGUUCAUCCUGUUACAUCAGUGACUGAAACGUUGGUUUUAUUAAAAUGAUUUGAAUAUAAUAUUUUAAAAUAUACGAGUCUUUAUGCUCAGCAUUAAAACAAACAAAUGAUUUAUUAACAUUAAACAAGACAAAUUCACAACAAUUACCAUUUUUAAUAGGACAAUGUUUGUAUUAGUAAUUCUUCGUUACACAUAUUUUGUAGCGUUUUACACAGAGACGAUGUAUGUUUUGUUGGCAUACAAAGUUACACAGCAAUCAAUAGUGAAAAAAAUGUACAUUUUAUUUGAAAUCACAUAUUUAUUUAUUAACUUGUUUUAGAAAAGUACAAACAGUAUUGGCUUUCUAUUUGAUGUGAUAAAUAAAGUACAGCAAUGCACAUCUAUAUUUGGUAUUUCAUUUCUAAAUUUUAUUCACUUAUUCUUCUAUCAUUUGCAAUCACCUAAUUGGUGUAGUUAUAAAUGUACUUUGACAAACAACUGUUACUUUGUACAUGUUAAAAAGCACGCACAUUGUCUCUGGAUCAAGAGUUGUCUUCAUAGCAAUCAGUACUCACACUAGGUCUGGAACAUUUUAUUUUUUUUGUCUUAAAAAAUCACAGGGAAUUAUAUAAAUUUAAUUUGUUAAUUGAUAACCACAUAUGUUUCUGAUUUUAAUAAACCUUUCUCUCGGGUUUCUCUCUCUCUCUCUCUCUCUCUCUCUCUCUCUCUCUCUCUCUCUCUCUCUCUCUCUCUCUCUCUCUCUCUCUCUCUCUCUCUCUCUCUCUAAUGUGGUGUGAAUGUUAAAAUUAAGAAAAUAUUUUAUCAACGGGAUAGAAUAGAUUGGCAUUGGGCUGUUGUGGAUUUUUAAUCAGUUACAUUUUUAUUUUGGAAGAUCACAAGGGCAUCAAGAACAAGUCACAAGUUAAAUUUUCGUGAUUAUAACGAUAUAAAAAGCUUAGUCCUGCAUUAAAUUCUCAUCUAUAUAUAUCUUGGUAUUCACAAUGAAAUUAUGACUAAAGGUUAUUGCUAUUUUGUGCAGAAUUAUGACAAAAAACCUUAUUAUUUUAUUUGAUAUUUACAUUUAAGAUGCACAUAAUUGGCUUGAAGUGAAAUGGUAUUUAGAUAUACCCUAUUAAAUAAAGUACUGUCUAAUACACAUAUUUGAAUACAGUUGCUAAAGGGAUAUUCAUACUUCAAAUAUCUUUUCUUGAGGAUACUUUUGAAAACUGAGCAAUAGACUUGAAUGUGUUUGUACAGUAAACUGUUUAUAUACGAGAAGCUGUAAUGGUGUAUCAAAAGGGGUAAUGUACAAGCCAGUCUGGGGCUAAGAGUGGAACCAGGAAAUGGUAUUCAACAAAGAUUGUUUUCUAUGGUAACUGGAAGUUUUGGUUUUAUUAUGUUAUAUAACAUUUGGGGGGUUAUUGUUCCUGCACUACAUCGAAACUGCAUUAUUAAUUGAUAUUAUUCAUACGAGACCAACUACAUCCCAAAGCACUACAAACAUUUUCUUAUUAGUGAUUAUUAAUUCAUAUGGGACUGAGUUUUACUUAGGGCAUUACAAACAUUCUCUUACUAAUUUAAUAACGGUUUGGUUGACAUCUUGAUCAGUGUGGAAGACAAAUAGAACUAAGCAAGCCAGUGUUGUGUUUAGAUAACAUUCUCAUCUCAGACAUAUGAAUAUAUUAAACAAAAAAAUCCAGUCAUUUGUUGAAAUAGUUAUUGUAGCUGUACAGAUGACACAGUGUCGUGUUGUUGGUAUACCAGACUUGGUUUUGGUAUGUGCUUUAUUUAUUCAUUGUUCCGAUAUUUGGACGGUCGUUUUGUUUAACAUGCUUAGUUGAUUUGUGUAUUGUUGUUACGAUUCAUUCCCUGUAGUCUGUUCCCAGGUACUGAAUGUUUAGCACGGAAAUUCAUUGGUUAUUAAGAGGCAUUGGUAAAUGUAUUUGGAGAUGUGUAAUGAAGGCAUGGAAGCUCAUAACUACAUGUUAACAUUAUUUUUUUUCUUUCCCACUGGCCAAUAUUUCUCGAUAAUGUGUUAAAUGGUGUGACCUGUUUCUUGUAUAUCUAGGGAGUCACCUUUCGUUAACACACUUGUUACAGUGUGAUUGGUGUUUGUAUUCUCACGCUCAUUUAUAUUGUUGAAUUUUCAUCAGAAUAAAAUUUACUCAUACUUAUUAAUUCAGUGUUAAGUGAAAUUGUAAAAGAAUCAGUCAGCAAGAAAUGGGUUGAUUAUAAUGAAAUGUGGAUCUCUUGGUACAAAGGCACAAAUCUGCAAAUGAUAAUCAUUUAUAGAUAAAAGGAAAAGGAAAGGACCUGGUGUAAAACCUUGAAAGACACCAGCAUGGUACAAAGGGCAAUCUGCAAAUGAUAAUCAUUUAUAGAUAAAAGGAAAGGACCAGGUGUAAAAACUUGAAUGACACCAGCAUGGUACAAAGGGCAAUCUGCAAAUGAUAAUCAUUUAUAGAUAAAAGGAAAGGACCAGGUGUAAAACCUUGAAUGACACAAGCAUGGUACAAAGAACACCAGCAAGAACAAUUUAGGAAAAACAAAUAAGGUUUUACAAUGCUUGUUUAAGUCAUCAUUAAAGGGACAGACCCUAGUUUUUAAACACUAAGGCAUAAUUUUCACCUAGACUAGUUUCAACCCGUAAAAAUAGACACUAAGUUUGGUUAAUUUACAUACCUGUAACAAAUUUGGAUACUACAGAGUAAAGCAAGAGUCUGUGAUGUUGAAAUACCCUUAAAAAUAAACUAAACUGCGACUAUAUAACAGACAGUUCUCAGACGCACAUGCAUUUUUUUAAAUAUUUUAAAAAUGCAUUUUGUGUUAUUAGAAACUCCAGGAUUACCAAAACCCCCCAGAGAAAAUGGAUAAAUCUAAACAAUAAAAUAUAAGUAAUGUUUGAUUUCAGUGAUCAUAAACAACUCUAAUAGUGAAAUGUCCCUUUAAGGAUCUGAAAGCAAACCCAUUGAGUGGUUUGUCACUUUCUUAAACAGCAUUUUGUGAUGUUAAUAAAAAUGAGUUUUUAUUGCAAAAACAAAUCCUCUAAAAGCUACUUUGAUCAGUACGGUUAAGUAAGAACUUGCUUUGUUUCUUUUAUCCAAGAUAUGUAAAUAUACACUGGCCCUCAUUGCUUAUUUGUGAAGUCCAGUUUCAUGAGAUUGAGUGAGUGACUGACCAGUGCUUUGUAUGUUAUUAUGAUUAGUGUAUUUUCCUAAAUGUACUCAAUGUAACACUGUUUGUGAUUGGGCAAAUCCAAUAUUGUUGUACUGCUUUGUUAGUGAUUGGAUGGAUGAUCCUUAAUAUAUGGUCCAAAAUAAAGUUUGAAGAUUAUUACUUUUCUGGUGUACAUUUGCAAGGGCUAUUUGUAAAUAUUUGGAUUGAUUAAUAUUUUAUUUGCUGUUUAUUGAGAUGCUUAAUAUCUAUAAAAUCUGUUUUAAGUAUAUUUAGAUUUUUGGUUGCAAAGCUAAUUGUCUGAAAAUGAAAAAGACAAAAUAAAAAAAAUUGGUAGAUUAGGAGCACACAGAUUUUUAACAACAGUCUUUAAAAUAAAUUUUUAAUUUGAAUAAAUCUUAGUGCUAAGAUUAAGAAGGAAUAUAUUGUGGAAACAUUUACUAAUUUAUUGGCUUUAUUAGUCUUGAUCAUACCAUCAUCAGAGUUAUCCAAACUUCGCAAACCAGAGUCAACUGUUACAUCGGAGAAAAUUUGUAGACUGGUAUGUAACACAUUUUUAACUGAGCAGAAGACUGCAACAAGUCGGAUCACUUUGCACAAGAACUUUUCAUUAUAUCCAUGUGCUGUUACAUUAUUAAUUUCCUUUGGAUUUUCAUGUUCUGGCAAAAGAUCCUGUGGUUGAAACCAAUUUGUGUUAAUAGCGUACAGUUCUAUUUCUGUUAUGCUCAAAGAAUUUUUUGUAUUAUUCAAUAUAUUUAUUAUCACAUAUUGUACAUAGCUAUUUUGUGAUGCUUACUAUUUGAAAACAAUUGAUUUGCUUGCCUGCCUGUCAGUGUUGCUGUUGGUACAUUACUCAUAUGUUAGAAUAUAAAAAACACAUUUUGUGGUUAAUGAUUAGCCAAUUCUAUUGCCUGUUAAGUUAAGCACCAUGGGAUCUGGCUGCUUUUUUGUCUGAUCGUUGACAAUAGGUAACUUUUGAGGUAUUGGUAAAUGCUCAUACAGACAGGUAAUUGUUGGACAAUGACAAUAGUAGAUUUGAUCAAAUUUGGUAUGAAUAGGAUAUGGUUUCAAAGAUUUCCAAUGUUCAUAUCUGUUCACACAUGGUUUCCAAGGUAAUGUAUUGAUAAGAUUACCAUCAUGGUUGGUCACACUUGUAUUAGUAGAAUUUUCAGACAAAUGAUAGAAGGAAUCCAAAUUCCCCAUUUGGUUAAGCUACAACUUGUUCAUGCAAAAUAGCAGCCUCAUCCAAAAUGCUUAUGAAUUUAUUGAAUAAACUGAAAAUAAAAUUAAUUUAAAAUUCAUCUUGGCAUAUUAAAUUGGUGUUUGGGUAAUAUUUUAAGGUGGGAAAAUGUUUUGUUGUUUGUGAAUGAGAAUGGUGAUCACUGAUGGGCAGGCAUUUUAGUGAAAAUAUCUUUAAAUAGUUUUGUGAAUAGCUAUCCUAGAUGUGAACAGAAGUAAAGUGGGGCAUGCAUUAUGUGACAUGUUAUCUGAGGUGUUGUUGCAGAAUCAAAACCAAGAAUGUCACACCUUGUCUAGUGCAUGCCAGGCUUUCAGUAGUUAGCAAUGUCAUCACAUCUGGACUUGUAAAGACAUAAUAUCAACAAAAAAUAAUAAAAUCAUGAUGUAAAUAA